Molecule: messenger RNA, 1179 nt
Organism: Adineta ricciae
Lineage: Eukaryota; Metazoa; Rotifera; Eurotatoria; Adinetida; Adinetidae
Source: the annotation of a GenBank genome assembly
AUGUCAUCUUUACUUUAUAUUCCAUGUGCAUCUCUUACCAAAGAAGAUAUUGAAAGUUUAGUGAAAUUGUGUUUAUCUGAUGAUGUUCAACGUGUGGAUACACAUGGAGCAAGAAAAGUGGCGUUGAAAUAUGUUUUGAAUAUGCACUCGGUUGGUUUUGAUUUGUCGAAAUAUGUCACACAUGAACAAAUUCAUAGAUUUAAAGAACAAUUUGAAUAUUUGAAACAAAUUGAUCUAUUUAAAAAAGAAUUCGAUAACAAUCAUGAUGAAAAAUAUGAAUUCUAUUGGGAAUUGAACAAUAACUCACCGAAUAUUCAUUUAUUUGCAAAAAAUACACGACAAUUCACAAAUACAAAUGGAUUUUCACCCGAACAAUUGAAAAUUUAUUUUAAUACAAAGCAAAUUGCAAAUAUUCCAUAUUCAAAUGCAACUUUUCAAUCGGCAGGUUUUGUUGAUGCGGAUGUGAAAGCAAAUCUUAUGAAUUUUCCUAUCGAAGAACGUCAAAACGAAGGAAUUAUCAAUACAAAACAAGGAAGAGUCGAACAAGUUAUUUUCGAUAUUCCGCCAGGAAAGCAAAUCAUCAUUUUAGAUUUUGCCGAUGAAAGAAUGCCAGGAGGUCUAUUUCUAUACGGUGCUCGCACCCAAGAAGAAACAAUCUGUUAUCAUUCCGAUACAUAUCGUGCAUUAAUGGAUUUUAAGUACACUCGCUUCGACGGCGGAUUCUUCAUUCCAGAAUUUGGAUGUUUAUACAUGAAAAAUGUGAAGUUUUAUAAAGCACCGGAUAAUCGAGAAUUCGCAAAAGUCGACGUGAUUGCUGGUGCAUGUUAUGAUUUGACACGACAAGAAGGUUUAUAUCACGUGCCAGAUUCGAAUGAACAAAUCGAAGUAAAUACUCGAAAGAAAUUUCAAACGAUUAUCUCAGCUGCACAAGCGAAUAGUGAAAAGAAUGGAAAAGAAACAUAUUUGAUUUUGGGACCAAUUGGUUGUGGUGCUUUUCAAAACAAUAUUCAUACCAUUGCUAAACUAUGGGCAGAAGUUUUAUUCGAACCAUUGAAUGAUCGAUUCAAUACUCAGCAACGACAUGCUUUUCAACACAUUUGGUUUCUUAGUGGAACAGAACAGAAAUUGAAAGCCUUUGAAGAUGCUUUUCAUCUUGAUAUAAAUCAACGAAUAAAAUAA